AUGAAAAUGUCAGACUUCGAGCGAAUAAGGCUAGUGAUUUUGGGCGGGGCCGGUGUGGGUAAAAGCUGCAUCAUAAAGCGAUUCCUGUUCAAAACGUACUCCGACAAGUAUCGGCCAACGGUGGAAGACCUCUACAACCGGGAGUAUGACCUCGGUUCGGUCACGCUAAAGGUUGACAUCCUUGAUACGUCCGGUGAGAUGCAGUUUCCGGCGAUGAGACGGCUCUCGAUUGCGACGGCUCAUGCGUUCCUGCUCGUGUACGCGACCACAUCGGAGGCAAGCCUCGGCUGCAUCAAGCAGUGCUUCGAGGAGAUACGCGAACAGCGGGCCGACUUCCAGGACAUUCCCAUGGUAAUUGUGGGCAACAAGUACGAUCUGACGGCAUCGCACCGGGAGGUACGCAUCGAGGACGUCUCCGAGUGGGUGUUCUGCGAGCUGCCCAAGCUAAAGGUGAAGGUGCUCGAGUGCUCGGCGAAGGAUGAUUACAAUAUAAUGGAAAUAUUUCGUACGUUUGUCACGCUGUCCCGCAUCCUGCCGGUGAACGGUAGCGCCGAGUCCGGUUCCGGCUUGAAGCGACGCUCGUCAGCCUACGUCAGUGCCAGCAGUAAAGCAAAAUCACGAAUCGGAAGUCCGUCCAUUGGAGGUUGUGAAAAGCCAAAGGAUUCGUCGUUCCUGGCGGCAUCCACGUCCGAGGGCACUAGCGGCACUAGUGGUCUUGGCGGUGGCGUUACCGGUGGUGGUGAUGUAAAGGCAAAACCUCGCUCAAGAUCGCUCAUUCGAAGGUCGUCCCGCAAGACGAAGCAACAGAUCCAAAAUGCAUCCGGCGCGGAAGACUGCAACAUUCAGUGA
This is a messenger RNA of Anopheles marshallii, 849 nucleotides long. Its product is annotated as GTP-binding protein Di-Ras1. The coding region runs from base 1 to 849 and encodes 282 amino acids. Gene Ontology annotation, molecular function: GTP binding; GTPase activity. The transcript is spliced from 5 exons. NCBI's taxonomy places the organism in Eukaryota, Metazoa, Arthropoda, Insecta, Diptera, Culicidae. The record is from RefSeq and is a predicted model, not a curated record.